AUUAAUUGUAUCACCAGAAAUGGUCACACUACUGGACAAAUAAAAAAACAAAAAAAAAAGCUAAACAUUUUGCAAUCCGCAGAAAAACGCUGUAAAUAAAUAGUUUGUCCAGGCUGAUGAAUGGCUUGAGCAGCGGAUACGAAAACUGAGAUGGGCUACGACGUCAACCGCUUUCAGGGGGAGGUGGACGAGGAGCUCACCUGCCCCAUCUGCUCCGGUGUGCUGGAGGAUCCGCUUCAGGCGGUGAUGUGCGAACACGCCUUCUGUCGCGGAUGCAUCAACGAGUGGCUGACUCGCCAGCCCACAUGUCCCGUGGAUCGCAACGCCCUGACAACCGCCAACCUGCGCGCCGUUCCCCGUAUAUUGCGCAACCUGCUGUCCAGACUGUCUAUUACCUGCGACAAUGCCCUGUAUGGCUGCUCGGCCGUUCUGAAGUUGGAUGCGUACAACUCGCAUUUGGAGGAGUGCAUCCACAAUCCCAAGCGUCCGUUUCCGUGCGAGAAAGGGUGCGGCUUUGACAUACCCAAGGACGAGCUAAAAGACCAUAACUGUGUUCGCGAGCUGCGCACUCUUAUCGUAAAGCAGACGGAGAAAAUGGGCGAACUGAAAUCUGAGCUAACCGACCAGCAGCUGACCAUCAACGAGCUAAAGCGAGAGCUGCAGCUGUUCAAGGACUUUAUGCGUGCCAUGCGAGUCUCCAAUCCGGCGAUGCGGGCAAUAGCCGACCAGAUGGAGCGCGAUGAAGUGAUCCGCUGGAGCAGCACGUUGCCCCGGGCCAGGGUGACAAGGUGGGGGGGAAUGAUCUCGACGCCCGACGAUGCUUUGCAGCUUAUGAUCAAGCGUGCUCUGUCAGAGUCGGGUUGUCCGCCACACAUCCUGGAUAGCCUAAUGGAGUUCUGUCACGAACGACGCUGGCCAAGGGGCCUCAGUUCUCUGGAGACGCGACAAACCAACCGUAGGAUCUACGACAACUAUGUGUGCCGACGCAUUCCAGGCAAGCAGGCUGUACUCGUACUGAGCUGCGACAACCUUCAUAUGACUGAGGACGUCAUGAUCGAUCCCGGCCUGGUCAUGAUCUUCGCCCAUGGCAUUGAGUAGCUUAACCACUUAUCCUAGGUUUGCUGCCAACUAUUCGAAUUCGAAAAGUGCUCAGUUUAUGUUGUUUCCUUAACUUAAGCGUAACCAUUAAAGAAAGGUAUCGGCGGUCUACGUCAUGGUAGCAUUAAUAGACGUAAGGAAAAUCUCGCAAAACGAAAAGCCACACAAAGGAACCAUUCAAGCGCCUCAUCACGACUCUCAAGUUGUACAAAAACAAAAAUUUUAAAUUUAUACCCAUUCAUUGUUUUUUUCCAUUUAGUUCAUACACUAAUAAUCUCUGUUCGAUUAAGCGAUCUCAACAAGACAUCCAUCCCUUUUUGUUAAUUUUGUUCACUUCGGAAGGAAGGAAGCUUAGUGUGAGUGUCUUAAUUCGUGUUUCGAUUCCUAUUGCACAUCAUACUUAAAGUUUUAAAACAAUUAUCUUAUACUUAUAUAGAUAUAAAUUAAAAGU
This is a messenger RNA of Drosophila serrata, 1549 nucleotides long. RefSeq names its product E3 ubiquitin-protein ligase NRDP1 elgi (gene elgi). Lineage: Eukaryota; Metazoa; Arthropoda; Insecta; Diptera; Drosophilidae. Gene Ontology annotation, cellular component: plasma membrane signaling receptor complex. Gene Ontology annotation, biological process: protein ubiquitination; regulation of canonical NF-kappaB signal transduction. Gene Ontology annotation, molecular function: ubiquitin protein ligase activity. The record is from RefSeq and is a predicted model, not a curated record.